Messenger RNA from Daucus carota subsp. sativus, 1423 nucleotides. RefSeq names its product GDSL esterase/lipase At1g29670-like. The record is from RefSeq and is a predicted model, not a curated record. NCBI's taxonomy places the organism in Eukaryota, Viridiplantae, Streptophyta, Magnoliopsida, Apiales, Apiaceae. The coding region runs from base 27 to 1187 and encodes 386 amino acids. The transcript is spliced from 5 exons. Gene Ontology annotation, molecular function: hydrolase activity, acting on ester bonds.
UCAUCCUUGUAUUGUUUCAUCCUUGUAUGAACAAUCAUAAUAAACAUACAGACAUAAUUCAAUUUGUAAAUAAAUCGCACAAUACUUCUUGUUUUUCCAUGGCUUCUGCAUCUAUAAUAUGGUUUCUUGGAUGCAUACUGAUACUUAGUCUGAACCUUACACCCUUUGUUGCUGCUGUACCCAUAGUUCCUGGUUACUACAUCUUCGGCGAUUCUCUAGCAGAUAGUGGAAACAAUAACAAUCUCAUGACUCUUGCCAAAGCAAAUUUCCAUCCUUAUGGUAUUGAUUAUCCUGGUGGCCCAACAGGAAGAUUCACGAAUGGGCGUACUUAUGUUGACUUCAUAGCUGAAUUUUUAGGUUUCGAUCACCACAUGCCACCAUUCUCAACAGCCAACGGUGAUCAAAUUCUCCAAGGCGUCAACUACGCAUCUGCUGGAGCAGGGAUUCGACCCGAAACUGGAAAAAUAUGUGGUGAAAGAUUCCACAUUAUGGCACAGCUAGACCAUCACAGAACCACAGUUAGUCGUAUAAAACAACUCAAAGGAAAUAAUGACCAAGCUACACAAGAGCACUUGAGCAAAUGCAUUUACACUGUUGGCAUCGGAAGCAACGAUUACAUGAACAACUACCUUGUUGUACCCGCAAAUCCCAAAGAUGUCGUUUUUACUCCGGACAAGUGGGCAGAAGAUCUUAUAGGCCGAUAUAAUACCUUCCUUAGAGGUUUAUAUGAUCUUGGUGCAAGAAAAAUAGUACUGUGGGGACUUGGUCCAAUAGGUUGCGAACCAUCACAGGUGAAAGCAUUAAGAAUGGCUGGUAAACCAGGUUGCGUGGAUAUGGUUAACCAUAUUGUCAGCCUGUACAAUAAUAGAUUUGCACCGCUUGUAGAUGAACUUAAUAAGUUACCUGAUGCAAAAUUUAUCUUCGUGAACAACACUCAUAUUUCACCAGGCAACAACCCUGCAAGUAUAGGUGUUAAGGUGGGUGAUAGGCCAUGUUGCACAACCGUUGCUGUGCCAGGAACAUGUAUUCGUGGCAUGCCUCCAUGCCCAAACAGGGACGAGUAUUCGUUCUUUGACAGUUACCACCCCACGGAGAAAGCUGUUCUACCUGGGGCUAAGAGAGCAUUCCAAGCUCAGGAACCUCAAGAUGUUUAUCCCAUGGACAUUAGUCGCCUAGCACAGCUUUGAUCCUCUCUUUCACAGUCCUUCACCAUGUUCUCAACUGUUUACUGGCUUUACAUCUAUAUAUUUGUUUCAUUAGCAUCUGCCUUGUAAAUUUAAAAUGUAUAUAAAUUGUCUCAACUUCAUUUUCUUGAAAUGAAGCACAUGUAAAUAUGUCUUCUUUGACAUAAUCCAGGCUGCCUUUUGAUAAAUUUUAGUGAUCUCUGAUUAUCAAGUAUAAAAAAAAUUAGCAUUACAGUUUC